Molecule: messenger RNA, 5362 nt
Organism: Ctenopharyngodon idella (grass carp)
Lineage: Eukaryota; Metazoa; Chordata; Actinopteri; Cypriniformes; Xenocyprididae
Gene: map1sa
Product: microtubule-associated protein 1Sa
Exons: 7
Coding region: 19-4101 (1360 amino acids)
Biological process (GO): regulation of microtubule depolymerization; microtubule cytoskeleton organization; axonogenesis
Cellular component (GO): microtubule associated complex; dendrite; synapse
Molecular function (GO): actin binding; microtubule binding
Source: RefSeq, a predicted model, not a curated record
UUGUAUAAACUUUGCAACAUGGCGGCAGACCACAUCGGCGAGUUGGCAAGCAUGGAAAACUCCAACCGAAGCGCUCGUCCUGGUUUCUGCAGCGAUAAACACUCUUUGCUCGUCAUUGUUGGACAGCCCGGUCCGGCUGGAUUUGUGGAUUUACUAGUGUCAGAGAUUGAAAGAGGUAUACGCUCGUGGGACGUCGACCUGACUGCCUGCAACAUAGAUGAACAGCUCAAACUGUUUAUUUCAAGACACUCUGCUUUCUUCUCUGAGGACCUCAAAGGCCAGAAGACACUGCAGCACAGUGGGGAUGUGCUUGAGACCCAGGUGAUAGUUAACCCAUCUCAUGAUUUGGUUUGUUCAGAGGUUCGUCGGCUCAUUUCGGAUACGUCUCUUCAUAAGCUGCUAAUUCUUGCUGGACAGUGUGUUGAAGAUACUGGAGACCUUGUGUUACAAAUCGGGUCUUUUUCACUAAAUGACUUCAUUCAGAUAUUUACAGAUGAAGAGAUUGGAGAUCUUCUGAGCUCUGCAGACCCUACUCAGAAAGCCAGCCUAACUCUGAGCUGUCCUAAAUCUGGGAUGUGGAAAAAUUCUCAGUUAGAAAAGCAUAAUUUGCAAGAUUAUAUAGAAAUUAAAACCAACCCUCCAUUAGUGCUACCAGAGAUGGAGGGCCUUCAGGAGUUCACAGAGUAUCUGUCAGAGUCUCUUGAACCUCAGUUGCCUUUUGAUCUCCUUGUGCCACCCAGUACAGUCGGCUUCCUGAAACUGUCUCGUCCCUGCUGCUAUGUGUUUCCUGGAGGAAGAGGUGACUGUGCCUUCUUUGCUGUGAAUGGUUUCAAUGUUUUGGUCAAUGGGGGUUCUGAUCCUCGGUCUUGUUUUUGGAAACUGGUGAGACAUCUAGACCGAGUUGACUCAGUAUUGCUCACCCAUGUUGGUGUGGAUAAUCUACCUGGUAUAAACAGCCUACUUCACAGAAAAGUGGCUGAACAAGAAGAGGAGGAGUCCACUGGAUCACAGAGCAAUGAAGACUGGCAGAAGAAUCUGAUAUCUCCAGAAAUAGGGGUUGUAUUUUUAAAUGCUUCAGAAAGACUCAAAUCAUUGCAGAGUGACCCCAGGGUCUUUCGAAGUUGUGAUCAAGUUGCCCUAACAUUACAGCAUUUAGAAAGGUUGUCAAUUUUUCCAGAACGGCUCAGUCGCUCUGCAGGGCCAACUAUCGAGCCAGUGAUUCUUUUCCAGAAGAUGGGUGUAGGUCGACUAGAUCUUUAUGUACUCAAUCCAGUCAAAGGUAGCAAAGAACUAGAAGCUUUCUUGCAAACUUGGCCUGCUAGCACUCCAAAUAAAAAAACUGCAGAAGUACCUCUAGACUGUAUGGUUUCCAUAUGUGCGUUGUUGGUAUGGCAUCCGGCUAAUCCUCGGGAAAAGAUCAUUCGAGUUCUGUUUCCUGGGUGCACUCCAGAAUCCAAGAUAUUUGAAGGUUUAGAGAGACUAAAGCAUCUAGAGUUUCUCAAACACCCAGUAAUUAGUUUGAAGGACCUUGAGGCAUCAAAGUUUGAUAAACAGCCAAAACACGCUGACAGCAAGGAAAGUCUUAAGAGUAUUUCCAAAGAAUCUCGACCUGGAAGUGCCUCACUCAAAGACAAGGUAAGCAAAGUAGAUUUGAAAAAACAAGACACUAAAACAAAGACCAAAUCCACUAAUGACACGGUUCCAAAAGAGGGGAAAGAGGCUGAGGAAAAAGCAAAGUCAAAAGAUGAUGGGAAACAAAGACCAUCUAAGCCUGAAAAGCAAGUGACCAAGAAAGAACCUGCUAAAGAUGAAAAGAGGGAAGUUAGGAAGAAAGAGGAACGGCCAGCGAUAAGUAUUGCAAAGAAAGAUGAGAAUGUAGAGAAAAAGAAAGAACCCUUGAAAAAAGAUCUCAGUGCAAAGCCCAAGAAGGAUAUUAAACCUGAUGUGAAGAAGGAGAUUAAGAAAGAGGUCAAACCAGAAGACAAAAAAACUACCAAAACUCUUGGUAAGGAUAUUAAGAAAGCCACUGGAAAUAUGCCAGGCAAUGCAGAGUCUAGAAAGUCAGUUGGCAAGAAUGGCUCACUAAAGAAAGAUUUGAUGGUCCCUAAAAAGGAUCCUUUAACCAAAGGGAAGCCAAAGCCAGACAAAAAGGAGCCUGACAAUCUGAAAUCCUCAAGUGAAGUAAGUGCAAACCGGUCAAAGACAUCUACACCUGAGGACAUUACUGCACAAUUGGAAAAGUUGAGAAUGGAGAAUGAACAUGGGCAAUUGCAGGAUGUUGAAGGCAAUCAUAUAAGCUCAAGAACUGAAUGUGCCUCUGGCAACAAUGACGUGCAGGUGAAUGGCUCUAACAAAGGUACUGACGAAAGUCCAGAGAAGUUUCGAAGUAUGGAUGGUAACCCUGGCUCAGACAUUGCUGUUGGACCCCUCUCCCCACUUGCACAGACUCCAAAGAGUGAGAAAAGUGUUAAUUUUGAUCUCACUCCAACAGAGCUUGAUGGAUGCCCCAAAGAGGAUGCCUGUACAAGCUCGGACGAAAAAACCCUGGAGUUAGUUUCUCCCACAGACUCUGGGAAGAACAGUUCAGUGCAUACUCAUUACCCUCAAUCCCCUGACAAUGUUUCUCAGGUGUCUGGUGAAGAUUGUAAGGCAGGUAUCAGGACGCCUGGUCUCGGUUUUGAAGACAGUCAGAUGGAAUUCUCUAAGAACUCGAUGGCAGGUUGUUCUAGAAGCAAUAUUGAAAACAGCUCCAUAUCAUCACAAGAGAGACAAUCAAGCUUUCUCUCCUCUACUUCACUUAAAGAUACUCUACCUGAUGCCUCUCCCAGCCUCACUUCCUUUCCUGCGGAAGUUGGCUCUCCACACUCCACUGAAGUAGAUGAUUCAUUAUCUGUUUCCUUCGAACAAGUGCCUGUUUGUCAUUCACAGGAGGAAAUUAGUAAUUUGACAUACACUAAUGGACAUUUAGCAGACCGUGACCCAAAAACAGAUAUGACUUUAGCUUUAAAAACAUCUCAUAAUAGUCACCACACAUAUGAUGAAUCUGAGAAUCACCUUUUUGGACCACAGAGUGACAUCCUUGCACAUGAUGUCGAUCUAUGUCUGGUUUCACCUUGUGAGUUUAAGCAUCACAAAUCUCCAGAGAACCAGCAGGGACAGUCCUCUGAGGUUGCUGCCCCAAGUCCUGACCUCUCUCAAGAGCCAGUUAGACAGUGCAGUAGUAGUGAUCAUCAGUCAGUGGAAGGUCAGGAGACAACGUCCUCUGUCAGUGUCUCUCUCAUUUCAGUUUCCGAUUCUGAUGCACCACCAGCCACUGAAGAGUGUCCCUCCAUUACUGAGGACUUGGACUCUGAUGAGGAAACUAGUGAUAUCUUUCCACCCCACCAUCCUCAUGACCAUCCUAGCAGUCAUUUGUUACACCACAAUUCCCAGAAUGUCUCUGAAGACCCUCCACCUGCCCCAAUGAAGGAUUUACCACCGCUGCCACCCCAGCCUGGUGCCUGCAUGGCUGACCCAGAGGCUGAUGGUCAGGGUAGGUCUUCCAAGAAUGUUACGUCAAAGACCAAAAAAAUAGCAACUGUGUCCUCAAAGACUGCAUCGGCAAACAUACCACAAAUUGGGAAGACAAAGACUGGUGCUCUGGUGUCUGCCAGUGGAACUAUUCGGGCAACAUCUAGUCUGGACACCAGGCCUGCAUCCCGCAGUGCUAUCAGCGGAUCUAGACCAGUGCUUUCAAAGUCCUCAUCCAGUUCUGUCAGUGCAGUCUAUUUGGACUUGGCAUAUUUGCCCUCUGGCUCAGCAGCUUCCACUGUCGAUGUGGAGUUUUUCCGGCGCCUUCGUUCAUCCUGCUAUAUAAUUAGUGGAGAUGAGCCACACAAGAAAACCGUCAUGAGGUCUAUUCUUGACUCUCUUUUAGAGGGCAAAGCAUCCUGGCCAGAUGUGCAGGUGACCUUGAUCCCCACCUUUGAUUCACUGAUUAUGCACAACUGGUACCAGGAGACCCAUGAACGGCAGCGAGAUCUAUCAAUCACAGUACUUGGAAGCAACAGCACUGUAGCCAUGCAGGACGAGACCUUCCCAGCAUGCAAAGUAGAGUUUUAAAGAUUUAAAGACAUCUGAAGAAUCACACCCCUGCCUGUCACUAGAGCACUUGUGUUCACUCUCAAAAUAAUGUGCAAAAUGAUGUCUCAAUUUCUUCACACAUUUUACCUUGAGCAGCAGGAUGAAGGAUUUCAGUUCUAUUCAACAAUGACUUUUUAAUCUGUAAUUUAACAUCUACACUUGCUGCUUAUUAAAGUGUAAUUGAUUCUGUGUGAAUAGGGUAGACAAUAUUGCCAUAUUUUUAGCAGUUUGGUUAUAUUAUUUUAUAUAAUUCAUUGCAUCUUGUUGAUAUCUAGCAUGCUGAUUACCAGCUCAUUGUCUUACAUUACAUACGUACACAUUUUGCACAGUUUAGAUGCCCCUUGGAAAACUAUGGUAGAAUAGUUAGAUAUUCAGGUUAACACUUGAUAUGUCUGUAAUUGGCAGAUGUAUCCUAGCUCUUGACUGUACAGAUGUACAGAUCCUGCUCAAAAUGGUGUGUGUGUGUGUGUGUGUGUGUGUGUGUGUGUGUGUGUGUGUGUGUGUCAGUGGGGCCUUUAACAAGUUUCUUUUCUUUUAGGGAGAACAUUAGGGCAAAAAAUAUUUUUUUUGUUUAACAAAACUGAACCACCUUCAUCAAUAAAUGAACAGAAACUGAGCUAUACUGCUUAUAUAAACAUUUCACGGAUGCUAGUACUGUAAUUUGUACCAAAUGAAUUUUUUUUUUUUUUUUUGUCCCACAUACUUGGCUUCUUUUGGAAGAGACAUGUUAUAUGUAUACAAAGAUGAAUGCCUUAUUGUUCUUCCAUCAUCGACAAACACUAAAGCAGCAUGUCAUUUGAAUUGUGGAUACUUUUUGCUGAUCACCCCGAAUUUUUGAAUGUCAUGUAGUAGACAGCUCAACUAAUGUGCAUAUUGUCACAGCAAUGGCUGCUAUACUUUCUAAAAAAUAAAACGUUUUCAUUUUGGUCUGGCGCAGCAGUUUCCAUAAAACAUUUUCUUCUUUGUUUGGUCCUUUUAUAAAACCAUUUGUGGAACAGUUGAUGCGUUACAUUUUCAAAAUUGCACUUUUAUUGUUUUCCUUUCUGAGCCGAUAAAACGAUUUUUAUGAGGUACAAGUAUUUUUUUUUUUUUUUUUUUUCUCCCUUACAAGGAGAAAUCGGCCAAAACAAAUAGCAAGUGUACAUUAAUGUCACUAAUAGGCUUAAAUAUUUCAGUACGGAAUUCCAUAAUGUAAAUGUAUUUUCAAAUGUCAAAUAAAGUUGAUAAAUUAAGAAUGACA